Messenger RNA from Meleagris gallopavo (turkey), 1083 nucleotides. RefSeq names its product endoplasmic reticulum protein 27 (gene ERP27). Gene Ontology annotation, cellular component: endoplasmic reticulum. The record is from RefSeq and is a predicted model, not a curated record. Lineage: Eukaryota; Metazoa; Chordata; Aves; Galliformes; Phasianidae. Gene Ontology annotation, biological process: response to endoplasmic reticulum stress; protein folding.
GCGGCCGCGCGGGUCCCGGAGGUGCCCUUCGCGCUCAGCAGCAGCUCCGCGGUGCGGGAGCACUACGGCGUGACGGCAGCCACCCUCACUCUGUUCCGCAGGGCAGACAAAGACCGGAGAGAUAUGGAUUUGGACAAAGAAGAAAUUGAUGCCGAUAAGAUGAGUCGUUUCAUUCGAAUGAAUGAGCUCCGCCUGGUGACAGAGUACAACCCUACGACAGCAGUAGGUGUGCUGCACAGUUCUCUCCUGCUCCACCUCCUCCUGUUCACAGACAAGAAGUCCCCAGAGCAUCCUGAGCAAAUGCGCAGAUAUCGUUCAGCAGCGGAGCUCUUUGAGGGUAAGAUUCUCUUUAUCCUGGUAGACAUUAACUUGAAAAGCAAUGAGCAAGUGAUGGCAUACUUCAAACUGAAGAAGUCCCAGUUGCCAGCUCUGGCUAUAUUCCACACACCAGAUGAGAAACACGAUGUGUUGCCUCUGGAUGAAGUCUCCAUUGAACGUGUGAAGGACUUCUGUAAUGCUUUCUUACAAAAAAUGCAAAAGGAAGAAGACAAGCCGGAGAAGGCCUUCAAUGAGGAACUCUAACUCUUUCUCAACAAACAUGAUGACUGUGCCCAGAGCCAUCUGCUCUUGGUGUAUAAGGAGUUCACUUAGCUUCACAGCUCAGGAAUUCUUGGUAUAAUAGGAUUAAGGGGCCAAGUCAGUCACGGAUUCCCAUCUCCAUGCCAUGAACAUAUUUGCUGCCUGUCCUCUCUAGGAAUCACUUCUCUCUUCUAAUUUGCUGGCUCCAGCUCUCAUUUUUCCAGAUGCUCUGGUAUUGCUGUACACAGUGUACAUGUAACCUCUGAUGAAGCAAUGAGAAUAUAACAAAAUUGCAAUAUCAGAGAUAUACCUUGUAGCUCCUGGAAAGACUGACAGAUCUGUUUCUCUCAUGAUGCCUCCCAUGUUCUCUUUGCUUUUGGUGCCAUGCUGGGAUCCAGCAGGCUCAGUCAGCCUAUUGUGACACUAGGAAUAGAGUGGUUGUUUAAUGUCACGUAUUUUACUAAAUAAAGCAGAAAGUGAAUAUCCUGAAUUUUUAUGGAAGUA